Messenger RNA from Cyclocybe aegerita, 690 nucleotides. The record is from the annotation of a GenBank genome assembly. NCBI's taxonomy places the organism in Eukaryota, Fungi, Basidiomycota, Agaricomycetes, Agaricales, Hemipholiotaceae.
AUGCCGACGUAUAAGCCUCCGGAUAUUGAGCGGGCAGGUGGACCUCCUCGAAAUCCACUUCCUUGGUCACUCAUAAUCGACAUCGACGAAGCUGCCCAUCGUGUUCACCGCCGUCUUCCCUCUCGCCGAUGGCUGGCUGCCUCCGAGUCCAAGCCGCCGAUAGAGAGGAAAGGUUACGGUGUCCACGGGAGCAGCACUGAUGCCGAGGUGUCGGUUGUUCAAACUUCCAAGUCAACGUUCGACGUCAACUUGCAACCUUCGGUCAACCUACUUUCCACGAUCAGCGCCUCAAGGCCAUCGUCGUCCGCAACCUCUGCCGCCGCGAUUACCAGCUCUUCUCGCCCAAAUCCGUCUCCUAUCUCCACCGUGCCCUUCUCUAACCCCUGCCAUGCCCUCUCUCACCCCACCCCCCUACCUUCCUCAUUCGUCGUCGUCGUCUCCACCUCCACUCUCGUCGCCUCUCCUCCCGGCACCCUUCCACGACCUGCUACACCCACCACGCGUCAUCAAACAGCAAGUCCGGCACCUUCCGCAGACACCCACUCACUGCGCUCCGCGUCUCUACCCACCAUCAUUCUUACUCUCAUCCCACCUCAUAUCCCUCGCCCCCGUUGUCUGCUCGCCCCCUCGCCGCUGUCCCUCCUCCCGCCCAUGCUGUCCUUGUCUCCACCCAUGUCCCUACCCGCCUGA